This is a messenger RNA of Myotis lucifugus (little brown bat), 5847 nucleotides long. RefSeq names its product adhesion G protein-coupled receptor F5 (gene ADGRF5). Gene Ontology annotation, cellular component: membrane. Gene Ontology annotation, molecular function: G protein-coupled receptor activity. Gene Ontology annotation, biological process: cell surface receptor signaling pathway; G protein-coupled receptor signaling pathway. Lineage: Eukaryota; Metazoa; Chordata; Mammalia; Chiroptera; Vespertilionidae. The record is from RefSeq and is a predicted model, not a curated record.
AUCACUUCUUGUUUUUGAAACAGCAGCAGGCUCUGCGGAAUGGCUCUGUGAGGCUCGGAGCACAGGGCAGGGAGGCACCGGCAGGAGGGACGCCGAGCUUGGCGGCAGCUGCGUGAGGCUCGCAAUGAGUCCUGUUUGGCUCUUUUUUCAGCCGUGAGGCCUUCAAGGAGGCCGAAGGGCAAAUGGCCUCCUAGUGGAAACCGGGAAGCGUUGAGGCGUCUUUUGCAGCAGGAGCGGGUCUGGGGACUUCAGUGCUGGCCAGGCAAAGCAACUCAAACUUGAAGAAAUGAAACAUCCAGGGAGAACCACAUUGUGCUUCGUGAUCCUUGUGAUUUAUUCUUCCCAAGUCACAGCGACCUGGAAUAUAGAGUCUACUAUUCAUCCUUUGAAUCUCCAGGAGCAUGGACUAGCAGGGGAGGAGCCACUGAGGCAGAAACGAGAGGUUGCCACGAGUCGUCCUCCAGUGAAAGAGUACACUGUUGAUAUUGAGAUCAGUUUUGAAAAUGCCUCCUUCCUGGAUCCUGUCAAAGCUUACCUGAACAGCCUCAGUUUCCCAAUUCAAGGCAAUGACACUGACCCCGCUGCCAACAUUUUGAGCAUAGAGGUGACAACAGUCUGCAGACCUACUGGAAAUGAAAUCUGGUGCUCCUGCGAGUCAGGCUACAGGUGGCCUCAGGAGCAGUGCCUUCACAAUCUCACUUGUCAAGAGCAUGACAACGCCCCUGCAGGGCGUUGCAAUUGCCUUAAAGGGCUGCCUCCCAAUGGACCUUUUUGCCAGCUCCAGAGAGAAAUAACCCUGAGAAUGUCAGUCAGACUCAACGUGGGCUUUCAAGAGGACCUCAGGAACACCUCCUCUGCCCUCUAUAGGUCCUACAAGACUGACUUGGAAACAGCGUUCUGGAAAGGUUACAGUAUUUUACCUGGCUUCAAAUUGGUGACUGUGACAGGGUUCAGGCCCGGAAGUGUGGUUGUGGCAUAUGAAAUCAGAACUACAACACCAUCCCCUGGAUUAAUGCACAGAGCGAAUGAGCUGGUCACACAGAACCUCAAUCAGACCUACAAGAUGGACUUCACUUCCUUCCAAGCAGUGACUAGUAAUGAAACCAGGUUCUUUGUCACACCCGAAAUCAUCUUUGAAGGGGAUACGGUAACUCUGGUGUGCGAAAACGACGUUCUGUCCUCCAACGUGUCCUGGCACCACGUGGGGAGGCACGCCAACAUCCAGAACGGCAGCCGGUUCUGGGUGUACACCACCGUGCUCAACAACCUGACCUCCGUGUCGCGCCUCACCGUGUUCAACAUCACCCUGGGGGACGCGGGUGAAUAUAUUUGCAAACUGACCAUGGAUAUUUUUGAAUAUGAGUCCAGAAAAAAGAUUAAUGUGACCCCCAUCCGAAUUUUUGCAAGUGAAGACAUGAAGGUGACAUGUGACAACAGUCCCGUGUCUCUGAACUGCUGCAGUGAGAUCAAUGUGAACUGGAGCAAAGUGGAAUGGAAGCAGGAGGGGGAGAUAACCAUUCCAGGAAACUCUGAAGAAGACUCAGAUUCCAGCUGCAGCAGGUACACCCUCAAGGCUGACGGGAGUCAGUGUCCCAGCGGGUCGGCCGGAAGGACAGUCACCUACACGUGUGAGUUCAUCAGUUUCCACGGAGCCCGAGGCAGUAAGAACAUAGAAGUGACAUUCACGUCUGUGGCCAACUUAACAAUAACCCCGGACCCAAUUUCUGUUUCUGAGGGACAAAACUUUUCUAUAAAGUGCAUCAGUGAUGUGAGUAACUAUGAUGAGGUGUAUUGGAAAACUUCUGCUGGAAUUAAAAUACACCAGAGGUUUUACACCACAAGGAGAUAUGCUGAUAAAGCGGAGUCAGUGCUGACAGUGAGGAGCUCGACAAGGGAGUGGAACGGAACCUAUCAAUGCAUAUUUAGAUAUAGGAAUUCAUACAGUGUCACCACCAAAGAUGUCACUGUUCCGCUGCCUCAGGAGUCGAACACAAAAGAAGUUCAUGGAAAGCAAGCGUGCUACACAUUCAAUUUCAUAGCAAAAUCAAUAGUUUCCUGGUGUCCAAAACAUGUCGACGUGUUCUGCCACUUCACCAAUGCCGCUAAUAAUUCAGUCCGGAGUCGGUCUAUGAAGCUGAAUCUGGUGCCUGGAGAGAACAUCACAUGUCGAGAUCCCAUAAUUGGUGUGGGGGAGCCUGGGAAAGUGAUUCCGAAGCUCUGCCGGUUCUCGAACCUGUCCAGCAGCCCUGCGAGUCCUGUUGGUGGGGUCGUGACCUACAAAUGUGUGGGCUCCCAAUGGGAGGUGAAGACAAGCGACUGCAUCUCUGCCCCAAUAAACAGUCUGCUCCAGUUGGCCAAGGCUUUGAGCAAGAGUCCCUCUCAGGACAAGAAGCUGCCUACAUACCUGAAGGACCUUUCUGUCAGCACCGACAAGGUGGCACAUGAAGUCAGUUCAUCUCCGGGGAACCUGGGAGCCAUUGUUAACAUCCUUGAUUUGCUCUCAACAGUUCCGAUCCAAGUGAAUUCAGAAAUGAUGACGAACGUUCUCUCUACGGUCAAUGUCAUCCUCGACAAGCCCAUCCUGAGUACGUGGAAGGUGUUACAACAGCAACAGACCAAUCACAGCUCACAGUUACUAGAUUCGGUGGAAAGAUUUUCCCGAGCACUACGGUCAGAAAAUAGCACCGUUUUGUCCAUCUCCCACACGAACGUGCAGAUGAGGGGCAUGGUAAUAAAAUCUGGCUCUCCAAAACCCUACCAACAGAAGUUUGUUUUCUCAGACUCCGACCUCUGGGGCGAUGUGGCUAUUGACGAGUGCCAUGUGGAGAACCUGCAGCCAGACACAUCUAUUGUCACCGUGGCUUUCCCAACUCUCAAAACCAUCCUCGCCCAGGAUACUCAGGGGAAGAAUUUUGCCAACAGCUUAGUGAUGACAACCACUGUCAGCCACAAAAUAACCGCUCCAUUCAGGAUUUCAAUGACUUUUAAGAACAACAACUCCUUACGUGGGAAACCACAAUGUGUCUUCUGGAACUUCAGCCUCGCCAACUAUACAGGAGGGUGGGAUAGCAGUGGGUGCUAUAUGAAAGUCGAUGGGGACAGUGUCUUGUGCAGCUGUGACCACCUAACAUCAUUCUCCAUCCUCAUGUCUCCUGACUCCCCGGACCCUGAUUCUCUCCUGAAAAUACUUUUGGAUAUCAUUUCCUACAUUGGGUUGUGCUUUUCCAUCCUGAGCUUAGCAGCCUGUCUAGUUGUGGAAGCUGUGGUGUGGAAGUCAGUGACCAAGAAUCGGACUUCCUAUAUGCGUCACAUCUGCAUAGUGAACAUUGCAGCCUCCCUUCUGGUUGCUGACAUCUGGUUCAUUGUGGCCUCCACCAUCCGGGACCAUCACUACGUACUCAAUGAGACAGCUUGUGUGGCUGCCACCUUCUUCAUCCACUUCUUCUACCUCAGCGUCUUUUUCUGGAUGCUGACUCUGGGCCUCAUGCUCUUCUACCGCCUGGUUUUCAUCCUGCAUGAUUCAAGCAAAUCCAUUCAGAAAGCUAUUGCAUUUUCUCUCGGCUAUGGCUGCCCUCUUAUCAUCUCAGUCAUCACAGUGGGUGCCACUCAGCCUAGGGAAGUCUACACACGGAAGAAUGCCUGUUGGCUCAACUGGGAGGAUACCAAGGCUCUGUUGGCCUUCGUCAUCCCAGCGCUGAUCAUCGUGGUGGUGAACAUGACCAUCACGGUUGUGGUCAUCACCAAGAUCCUGAGACCUUCCAUUGGAGACAAGCCCAACAAGCAGGAGAAGAACAGCCUGUUUCAGAUCACCAAGAGCAUUGGGGUCCUCACACCACUCUUGGGGCUCACCUGGGGUUUUGGCCUCGCCACUGUGUUCCAGGGAAGCAAUGCUGUGUUCCAUAUUGUGUUUACCCUCCUCAAUGCCUUCCAGGGACUAUUCAUUCUGCUCUUUGGGUGCCUCUGGGACCAGAAGGUACAGGAAGCUUUGCUGAAAAAGUAUUCUCUGUCAAGAUGGUCUUCACAGCACUCCAAGUCAACAUCCCUAGGUUCGUCGACACCUGUAUUUUCUAUGAGUUCUCCGAUAUCAAGAAGAUUUAACAAUUUGUUUGGUAAAACAGGAACCUACAAUGUUUCCACCCCGGAAACAACCAGCUCAUCCUUGGAAAACACAUCCAGCGCUUAUUCGUUGCUCAACUAAGAACAGGAGAAUCCAACCCAUGUGACUCUCGGGAAACAGUGGCUGUGCUCUCAAAAAGAGAUCCUUUCAAAGCCCUGGGAAACGCAUCUCCUCCACAGGCUUCUGGGAGCUGAUGCCGAAGAGACUUUUUCAGUAGGGAAGAGCCUUUCUUGUGUAAAGAGGGAUGAAAAUUAAUUGUUCCAUUUAUUUUGCUGCCCCACCCCCACCCUUUGUGUGAUACCAAAUGUGUAUAGUAUUUAAGUGAAACUCAACUUUCCCAAAGCCCAACUCUCUGUCUAUAUUGUAAAAUAGAAUUUCAAAGAGACAUUUUCACUUUUCACAUGUUGGCCACAAAGAUAAGCUUUCAUUAAAAUAAGAAGUAAAAAUGCUAGUACCUAGGAAAUACUUUCGUGAAUUCAAGAAAGGAAGGAAAAGAAGGAAGGAAGGAAGGAAGGAAGGAAGGAAGGAAGGAAGGAAGGAAGGAAGGGAGGAAGGAAGGAAGGAAGGAAGGGAAAAGAUAGAGAGAAACAACAGUAAGAACCACAUUUUAAGAUUUCCAUGUUCAUGAUCCAACACAAUUACUAGACAAUACAACAUUGAGAAUUAAGAGGUGGCUCAAAAAUGGAAACUAAAAGAAAGCCAUGAAAAAGUUUAAUACCUUCCUGGUAUUUUCUUAGCAAAGGUGGGGGGGGGGAGAAGUGGGGGAAAGAUAGAGAGAAAAUUACAUCAUCAGGAUGCUUUUAAGUGGAUAAUAAUAUUGACCAGAAAUUGCAUGGAAGGAGACAUGAUCUUACAUAUCUAUGUUUUUGCAUUUAAGGUUUGAGCUAAGUGGAAUGAAUAUGCAAAGGAAGUGUGAUAAGCAUCCUUUAUAUGAUCCAAGCAAGUCCAACUGCUGAUUAUAUUUUUAUAGUUUAUAGUUUUUUAUAGCUUAUCAGAAAAGCCUUAUGUUUUGGUUUGUUCCACAUUUUGAAAGCAAAAAAAAAUGUGUAUUUUUUUAUCCAUUAAUUGCCAAAUGUGAUAUAUUGCACUGAAAACAGAUCCCAACUGUCAUAUAUUAUAUGUAACAGCUUCCAGGUACUUCUCUGUGCAUUAUAGACUAGAUUUUAAUAAUCUACAGCACUGUAUAUUACUGUUAUUGUUACUGUGGAUCUAGUGGGCUUUGGUGUGUUGUGUAGCUCUCUGUGUAUUAACGCUCUCAGUCUUUAAGUCUCCAGACCAAUAUACAUGUAGAGUUUUGUACAGUGUAACUUGUGUUCAUUCCAACCACUUGGAAAUCUUCCGGAAAGUUCUACAGCUGGCUAGUCCAAGCUCUCACUGACACAUCCCCUUGAGGAACAGAUGGUGGAGGUUUUCCCAAGAAUUUGAUUAUUUGUGAUUUGUGUGUGUGCAUGCCUUUCAUACAAAUACAAAUAUUUAUUAAAUUUGCAUCCGUAUUAAAAUCAACCAUGUGCUGCAGCUACAGCAACUAUAUAUUCCAACCAAAGUCAUCAUGAGACAAUAACAUGUGGGACUACCUGGGAAAUGGGGGCCAGGCGCUCCUCAUUCAGACCAAGGACCUGCCCACCAGGAAGAUAGGACAAAAGGGGCUGAAUGCAACAACCAUUAGUUUAUCAAGGUUCGAAAGAGUUUUCUUUUAAAAUUUUAACUCAUUAAAAAUCUCUUUCUUUUAA